Molecule: messenger RNA, 1178 nt
Organism: Thermothielavioides terrestris NRRL 8126
Lineage: Eukaryota; Fungi; Ascomycota; Sordariomycetes; Sordariales; Chaetomiaceae
Exons: 1
Coding region: 148-1065 (305 amino acids)
Source: RefSeq, a predicted model, not a curated record
CAUUGUGUCGACCGAAGGGUAACAGCAUGUUGUUGGGGCCGUGGGUCUUAUUAAAACCGCGUACCGCAUAUCUUCUGUCACGGGGCGUCGCUUUUGAGCGACGUUCUCACUUUAGCGGUCGCCGCUCUGGGAACUCGGGAGGGCAAAAUGGCCAGCCGCAAGCCAGCUCCACCUGGCGCGAACCCAUACCAGACCAUCCAAUGCUCGCAUUGUAAGUCCAGCUGCACGGUUCGCUGCAUUGAGUCCCAUGGCGACUUCUUCAGGUGCCACAACAGGGACUGCCCCCUGCACACCAACCCAGCUCACGUUCUCCCGUUCGAGGGGCUGAUCGUGCCGUGGAAGACCUAUCCAGACCCAGAUCCCGACUACGACCUGUUCGGGGUCCCUUCUCAAGACGACGAUCAGCCGCCUACUGACUUCAGACCAGCCACGGGCGGUGGUCGUCGAGACCGCGAUCCGUUUCGUCCUUUUGACUUCGGACCGGAACCAGACAUGGACAGUAUUCGCCGCGACCGUCACCGGCGGCCUCCCCGCGGUCUCGAUCCUGACUACGACGAGCGCGAGAAGUGGAGGAGCGACCUCCCCCCGAAGGAUGGCCGUCGACCUGGGCGCGCUCCCCCUGACGACGGCUUUCCCUGGUCUGACCGCGUCCCCUUUGACAGUGGCUUCCCGAGGCCUACCCGAGAUUACGGCCUCGAUCCGGACCGUGGACGCCACCGUGACCGCACGACUUCUCGAACUGGCACCGGCAUCCCCCCUUGGGGCGGGCGCGAUCCGUUCGACAGCGAUUUCUUCAGGCGCGCCCGGGAGCGCCACAUGGGGCCUUUCAGCAAUUUCUUUACUGCAUCAGAUCCCUUUGGCAGCACGUUCUUUCAGUCCAGCCGCGGCGGCUACGGCCACGCCACGGGUGGCCUGUUCGGCCCGGACAGCGACUUUGCCCGCACCAUGGCCGACAUUGACCGCAUGACGGAGGGCCUGGGCCGGAUGGGACUCAACGAUGACCCGUUCGGCUCCUUCUUCUCGUCGCCGUUUGGUCGCAGGCGGCCUGGUCCAGGACCCUUCUAGGCCGUCUCCGUUGCUGAACCUACCUGUGUUGCCCGGCUCUGCUCUUCCUGUAUUGUCAUUCUUUUGUUUGCAUCUCGUAUUUGUUGCCGGAGAGUCGGCUCCCUCACCUGAGG